Mirounga angustirostris (Northern elephant seal) is the source of this 5051-nucleotide messenger RNA. It is a transcript of the gene TSTD2, whose product is annotated as thiosulfate sulfurtransferase like domain containing 2. NCBI's taxonomy places the organism in Eukaryota, Metazoa, Chordata, Mammalia, Carnivora, Phocidae. The transcript is spliced from 11 exons. The record is from RefSeq and is a predicted model, not a curated record. The coding region runs from base 181 to 1818 and encodes 545 amino acids.
AGGUGACGUCUCCAGUGUUCCUUCCUCCGUGAACUGCAGGCCGGGGACCGGUGGAGGUUCUUGGGACGGGGAGCAGUGACGAUUGCUAGGCGGAGACGGCUCGAUGAAGAAAGAUCUAAGAAAGGACCAGGACUGGCUGGAGAUAGAUAACUAAAAGGAACCUUACUGCAACCAAACCAGAUGCCUUCUUUCACUUCACCAGACCAAGGAGAUGACCUGGAGGCCUGUGUUUUAAGAUUUUCAGACCUAGAUUUAAAAGACACAAGGCUUAUCAAUCCCAGUAGCGGUCUCAAAGCAGAGUUAGAUGUCAGUACAAAGAAGAAAUACUCGUUUGCCAAGAAAAAGGCAUUUGCCCUUUUCGUCAAAACCAAAGAAGUUCCAGCACGUCCUUUUGAAUGUAAAGAAAAAUGGUGGAAAUGCUGUCAACAGCUCUUCAGAGACCGGAUCAGCAUCCACAGACAUGUGGCAACACAACAUGCUGAUGAGAUUUGCCACCAGACUGCUUCUCUGUUAAAGCAGCUGGCUGUGACACCGAACACCUCUAAGGGCCUUAAGUCUGAAGACAGCAGGAACCCUCUAAAAGAGUACUUUACCUGUAAUCGUGAAGUGUCUGCUUGGCUCCCUGAUAUAAGCUGCUUUAGCCCUGAUGAGCUGAUAAGCAGCCAGGGCAGUGAUGGAGGAGAGGUGCUACUUUAUUACUGCUACCGUGACCUGGAGGACCCCCACUGGGUGUGUGCCUGGCAGACAGCUCUGUGUCAACACCUGUCCCUCACGGGCAAGGUUCGAAUUGCUACAGAAGGAAUCAAUGGGACAGUUGGUGGAAGCAAACUGGCCACCAGACUCUAUGUGGAAGUCAUGCUUUCCUGCCCCUUGUUUAAGGAUUAUAUGUGUAAGGAUGAUUUUAAGACCAGCAAAGGAGGGGCUUGCUGUUUUCCAGAAUUGCGUGUUGGUGUAUUUGAAGAAAUUGUGCCCAUGGGGAUCAGUCCCAAUAAGAUCUCCUACAAGAAGCCUGGAAUCCAUUUAUCCCCAGGUGAAUUUCAUAAAGAAGUAGAAAAGUUUUUGUCUCAGGCAAAUGAAGAACAAAGUGAUACUAUCCUACUGGACUGCAGAAACUUCUAUGAAAGCAAAAUAGGACGAUUCCAGGGCUGCUUAGCCCCAAACAUCAGGAAAUUCAGUUACUUCCCUAGCUACAUCGACAAAAACUUAGAACUUUUCAGAGAGAAGAAGGUGCUGAUGUACUGCACUGGGGGCAUCCGCUGUGAGCGGGGUUCAGCCUACCUCAAAGCCAAGGGAGUGUGCAAGGAAGUGUUCCAGCUCAAGGGUGGCAUCCACAAGUACCUGGAGGAGUUUCCCGAUGGUUUCUACAAAGGGAAGUUGUUUGUUUUUGAUGAGCGUUAUGCCUUAUCCUACAACAGUGAUAUAGUCUCAGAAUGUUCAUACUGUGGAGCCCCAUGGGACCAGUACAAACUCUGCUCCACUCCCCAGUGCCGCCAGCUCAUCUUGGCCUGCCCUGCUUGCCAGCGACAAGGAUUCACAGCCUGUUGUGUCACAUGUCAAGACAAAGGGAGGAGGCUGGCUUUGAGUCGCACCCAGAGCCGCUUUAAAGAGGAAUGUGAGUGCACAGCCCGACGGGCACGCAUACCCAGCGAACUGCCACAGCAGCAAAACCCUUAUCACUGCAACUGCCAGACUUGUUCACUGUCUGAGCCAGAAGGCAUCUCGAGUCAUCCGGACCAACCUCUACCCGCUGCUCAAGCUCCUUCCGCUACUUCCUGCCAAGCUCGAACACCUCCAUCAGGUCUUUGGGAAGCAUUUUAAAUUCAUUUAUGUGUUCAUUUACUGAGUGCUAUUAUGUGCCAAGCACAAGGAUCAGAAAUAAAGAUCUAGCAUAACAGGGCACCAAGCUAUACCAGCAGUGAGUUUGAUAAAAUAUUAUAGGUACCCUGGUAGCUCUGGGAGUAGGAGGCAUAAUGAAUGCUGUGGUGAGAAGGACGGCAGGGAACGUGUGCCGCGAAUCCGGAGGGAUAAAGGGGCAGACUGAGAAGGGAAGGGGAGGGUUAGGAGUAGUGGCCCCCUACAGGGAUACUUUGGCAUUCAAGCUCCCCGGACCGGUUGGUGCUAAUACGGAAUAAGAAGAUGGCUUGUUCAGCAUGGCAUCACCCCGGGAGGGGAAGGGGGACACGGGGGGCACAGGCUCUGAGGUGAGACUGCAGCUCAAACCCCACUUCCACUCACUGACUACCGGUAACCUUACCUACUUCUCUGGACCUCCACGUCCUGUAGAGUGGGGGUAAUGAUAGGAUCUAACUCACCCGGUUGUUGGGAGCCUCACGUGAAUAAAUAAGACGGGAGGUGUUCACAGCCGCGCCUGACACCCAGGAAGCUUCAUGUACGCAUCGGCUUUGAUUACUGAGGGACGUGGAGCCAUGUUGAGGGCUCUCACCUGAGAGCAGUGCGAGCCCCGCAAGGGUACUAAGCAAAGUGACAGAACAAACUUUGGGAUGGGCAGUCUGAGAGAUGCUGGCCGGCCCACAGAAGUUGCAGGAUAGGAGGCGAACGUGCUGAGGGCUUGACAUGAGGCAGGACCACAGGGAUGGUCAGGAGGGGACUGAUGGCUGGGUUGGGGGCAGAUUUCAGGCUUGGAUGGCCAUGAGGAAAGUAAUACCCUUUCCUGACAUGGUUUUGGGGGACGAUGAGGGAAAUUGAUUUGGGGUGCACGGUGUCUGGGUGCUUGUUAGAAAAAUCUUCCUUGAGAAUACAGUAGAAGAGAGACUUUUCCAGGAAGGGGUGUUUUCGGCUUUGAAACAUGUCAGCCGCCCUCUUCCCCACCCCACCUCCACACCUACAACAAUCUUAACUUAGGAGUUGGUGAUUCAGAUUUCAUUAAGUGGAGAGAGCUUCAGGGGCAGAUUUACAGGACCUGAGAGCCAUGCUUAGCCUCUCAGCUAUAAAUAGUGUAGAGGUAGGAGUCAUCUGAGGUAUCGCUGGGAGAUAACACAGAUGGGGACCCAUGGCUCCUCCCCAACACCACGGUGCAGCUAGCUGCUCAGUGCACAGGAUGGGAAGGGCCGAAGACACGCCAGCCAGAGUGGGUCCUGGCAGGCUGCACAUCUGCAGAGGCACUAGCCGACCUCCGACCUUGGGGAUCGAACAUCCCCCAAGGAAGAGCCCACCCACCCUGCAGGCAGGCAAAACCCAGCCCCGAGGCUGGCUGCGUGCCAGGAGCCAGCCAGGCGCAGGCUGGAGUGAGUCCGCACGCUGGAGAGGCUGGACCCUGUCCGCUCUGUGCUCCCUGCCGCUGGGGAUGCAGCCGCGAACACUGCUAACCUACUAACCACCAACCACCACAGUGGCUAGGGACGGCCUGCGGGAGGCUCUCGGGAUAAAAAUAUUCAGCUGGAAAGCAUGGAAGCCUGUCUGCCUCAUCAGAGCCCUGAGAGCGGGAUGAAAAUACUGUGUUGGAAAGAAAGGACUUCUCUUUUGCAGGAGGAAGCUGGUGCACUAUCUGAAUCAGAAGGUUUUCUUUUACAAAAAUUAGCAGAUGGGCACAAAUUGGCCUUUAAAGCUAGAAAUUCUACUUCACCCACCAGCACUCAGUGUUGCAUGUAAUCACUUAAGCGAUUCUGCUCUAAUUCCUUUGGUGGGAGACCCCAAGGGAACAGUCCCCUGGGCUAACCCCAAGGCCCAUUUUGAUCACCUGGCAGUCCUGUCCAGGAAACUGCCAUCUUACCUCCUACCUGCUUUCAUCACCAAACUCCUGGUCCUGCCUUUGCCCAUGCUGUUCCUUCUGCUUGGAAUGCCCUUCCCUCCAUUCUCUGUGAGUUCCUAUUUUUCCUUCUAGGUCUAACUCCCUAUAAUAGUCCCCCCAGUCCUUUUGGAUCUUUCUGUCUCUCCUACCUGAAAUACUAGGUCCUCCCCACUUGCCUUUCCCUGUGUGCUAGUACCCCCACCAAGAACACCUCCUGACCUCCCCCACAAUCUCUGUCUUCCCUGCAAGGCUGGCUAAAGGCCCACCCCCAACAGGGAUGCUUUGCUUAACCAGCCUCUGUCCUCUCAAGUCAUUUCCUCACAUUGUUUGGGCACCCUUUGCAGGCAUUCUUGUUUUUAGGCACACCCUUGAGUCUUUUCUCUCCUAAAAGGUUGUAAUGGCUCUGGAGUCAAGGAACUAGCCUUUCUGCUGCCCUUUAUGUCCCCUGGCACAGUCCUGGGCACACCGAAGUUGCUCCCAAAAUGCUGUUGUAACUAACAGUGGGUGGGACUUGGCUGAGCCGCUCCCUAGAAGGGCGGUCCCCCCCAAGGCUUCAGUUUUCCCAAAAGGGAACUGGGGGGGGGGGUGAGUCUGAAGGCCCUUCUACUCUGGCACUCUAGGACCCGGCCGUCAUAACCUCAGAAGCUGCCGGGGUUAGCAGUCGAGCCUGGGUUUUGGAGUCACAGACUCUCAGGACUGGGAGAGUCCUCAAGGGCCAGGUUAUCCGGCCCACAGGUAAUUCUGGUGCCCCUCCACCACUGCAGCACCCCUGACCUCUGGUCAUCUGGAACCUCUGUCCCUAGAAAAGGCCUGCAGGCCAUUUUGCCACUGAAAGACAAAAGCUGGGUUAGCCCUGGGAUAGGCAGCCAGGGGCACAGUAGAAGCUCAACCUAAACUGGGAGGGGAAAAUGUGGCAUAUCAGAAUAGAACUCAGGGCUUUGGAGUGCUGGCUCUGAAGCCGGAUCCCAGCCAAGCCAAGAGCCUUCAGAUUGCUGGCCUUCCUCCACAGCUCGGUGUAGCCAUCACCUCUGUGAUACCAUGAUAGUGAUCUGUAAUUAUUUGUGUUUGUGCUUAUUUCAAAUAAGGGCACGUGAGAUAAACCAGGAUACUAGGUGCAUUUUUGUUUCUUUGUUUUAUGGAUUUUUCUAGACCUGCAGCUCUAGAAAAAGUGGCACCUAGAGUGAGCAAUGAAUGAAUAACUUCUGGACUGUGAUAUCCUCAAGAGCAGGAACCUGUAUCUUCAACACUCAAUGCCCUACAGGACUUGGACAAGUACUUGUUGAAUUGAGUAACUCAAUUUAAA